GCUCAUCUUGCACCAAAUGCAAAAGCACCCAUCUCAUAUCAAACCACUAAACCGAUUUCCAAGUCCCCUCAGAGAUUUCGUUCCUGCGAGGUUUGUCUCCAGUUGUAGCCAUGGCGGUGUUGCGCACAGCGUCCGCCUUACCGCUUCGCUUUGAAACACUGUACUCUUGCUGCUCCUGCUCGUCUUCUGAAUAUGGAUUGCAAGCCUCUAGUUCGGUCAAGUUUGGUCCAGUGAGUAGGGUGGGUACGUCUAAGGGUGGGAAGUCAUGGAGUGUGGGAGCUGUUCGGGGUAUGGCUCCCGACGAGGAGAAGAUGACGAGGAGAAGCCCGCUUGAUUUCCCCAUCGAAUGGGACAGGCCGCGACCUGGAAGGAGGGCGGAUAUCUUCCCGCAAUUUAGCCCCAUGAAGACCCCGCUGCCCCCACCGCUGCCUGCCGACCCGCCGGAAGAGGAUGAAGAGGAGGAAGAGAAGAAGGAAGAGGAAGAGGAGAAUAAUCCAGAUGAGCCUGAGAAGCCGGACGUCUCAUUUUGAGUUUCGGAAUGGGUUUGUUGUCAUUGUAGCCAAAUUUUGUGGUCAUGGGUUUAGGGUUUGGGUGGUGAGAUUAGCUGUGCACGUUGAGUUAUCAAAGCAUGCCUUUGGGUAUCAUUUCGGUCCCGAUUUUUGCGUGAGGGUUUUCUUAAUUGCACAUAUAGGUAUUUGACGCCAAUUUUUGCUUGUGGAGUUUUCUCUGUACCAAAAGAUUUAGAAAUAAAUACACAUUGAACCUA
Physcomitrium patens is the source of this 766-nucleotide messenger RNA. RefSeq lists its product as uncharacterized. NCBI's taxonomy places the organism in Eukaryota, Viridiplantae, Streptophyta, Bryopsida, Funariales, Funariaceae. The record is from RefSeq and is a predicted model, not a curated record.